Messenger RNA from Engraulis encrasicolus (European anchovy), 1353 nucleotides. It is a transcript of the gene slc25a5, whose product is annotated as solute carrier family 25 member 5. Gene Ontology annotation, biological process: mitochondrial ATP transmembrane transport; mitochondrial ADP transmembrane transport; negative regulation of mitochondrial outer membrane permeabilization involved in apoptotic signaling pathway. Gene Ontology annotation, molecular function: ATP:ADP antiporter activity. The record is from RefSeq and is a predicted model, not a curated record. Lineage: Eukaryota; Metazoa; Chordata; Actinopteri; Clupeiformes; Engraulidae. The transcript is spliced from 4 exons. Bases 136 to 1038 code for a protein of 300 amino acids. Gene Ontology annotation, cellular component: mitochondrial inner membrane.
UCGCGACCUCAUCCGUUUUUAAAUCAGUACAGAAACUUGUUCAUCGGCCAUUUCGACCGAGCCGGCAGACCAGCCCAGAGUCGAGGCGGAGGAUUUUUUUUGCCCUGUUCCGACUUGAUCUGAAAUCACCCAAACAUGUCUGGAGACUCCGUGGCCAUGUCCUUUGCCAAGGACUUCUUGGCUGGUGGUAUUUCUGCUGCUGUCUCUAAAACAGCUGUUGCUCCCAUCGAGAGAGUGAAGCUGCUUCUUCAGGUGCAACAUGCCAGCAAACAGAUCACCGCCGACAAGCACUACAAGGGCAUCAUGGACUGUGUCACCCGUAUCCCCAAGGAGCAGGGCUUCCUUUCCUUCUGGAGAGGUAACCUGGCCAACGUGAUCAGAUACUUCCCCACCCAGGCCCUCAACUUUGCCUUCAAGGACAAGUACAAGAAGAUCUUCCUGGACGGCGUCGACAAGCGCACCCAGUUCUGGAGAUACUUUGCUGGUAACUUGGCCUCCGGUGGUGCCGCUGGAGCCACCUCCCUCUGCUUCGUGUACCCCCUCGACUUCGCCAGAACCCGUCUUGCCGCUGAUGUCGGUAAGGCCGGAGCUGAGAGGGAGUUCAGCGGCCUGGGCAACUGCCUGGUGAAGAUCUCCAAGUCCGACGGCAUCAAGGGUCUGUACCAGGGCUUCGGCGUGUCUGUGCAGGGUAUCAUCAUCUACAGAGCGGCCUACUUCGGCAUCUACGACACCGCCAAGGGUAUGCUGCCCGACCCCAAGAACACCCACAUCUUGGUCAGCUGGGCCAUCGCUCAGACUGUAACCGCCGUCGCCGGUCUUACGUCCUACCCCUUCGACACUGUCCGUCGUCGUAUGAUGAUGCAGUCUGGACGUAAAGGAGCUGAAAUCAUGUACACUGGCACAAUGGACUGCUGGAGGAAGAUCGCACGUGAUGAGGGUAGCAAGGCCUUCUUCAAGGGUGCUUGGUCCAACGUUCUCCGAGGCAUGGGCGGUGCCUUCGUGCUGGUCCUGUACGACGAGCUGAAGAAGCUCUUGUAAAAUCCUUUUCUAUGUCCACCAUAAAUGUUGUGAGGUGUCUGUAACAUAUCUUGUACAUUUGGAAGGACUGUCAAAUUCCGCCUUAUUUAUAGGGACCAGCUAGUAUGUCAGUACUAGUUGUACUGGGGGAAUUGGUUUUGAUCUUUCGCUUUGGCCCCAUUUUUUUUUCUCUCUCGUCCUGUUUUCUUUUCUGUUUUGUUCCCCUAAUCGCAUUGUCAUUCCCAGGAUUUAAGCAACCACGCCGGGUACUGAAACCUGUCAUCCAGCCGGUCUGUUUUUAGUCAUCACUUUAAUAAAGACAACCUACUGAACCUA